Messenger RNA from Culex quinquefasciatus (southern house mosquito), 1101 nucleotides. RefSeq lists its product as uncharacterized. Lineage: Eukaryota; Metazoa; Arthropoda; Insecta; Diptera; Culicidae. Bases 601 to 1101 code for a protein of 166 amino acids. The record is from RefSeq and is a predicted model, not a curated record. The transcript has 4 exons.
UUCGUUGGGGAUCAGUUCUGAUCGGUAAUCUGAGCUGGAAGCAUCACUUCUGGAUAUCGAGCGCUGGUUCUUCGCGGGUUCACCGACGUCUUCCGUCGGUUCUUCAGAAGUACUUGUGACAUGAUCAACUUUUACAAGUGAUCGAUCCUCUGAUCGAUAGUUACUGCAACAAUAGGGUGUGUGAUAAGUUAAACAAAUAGCCGCUCAAGUUGAGGGUACUGAUCUUCGCGUGGACGGUGCUCGCAAAACCGGUUUAGUGCGUAUGUAAAUCGCGCUGGAAAAUCUACGAAACAGACCAGAACCGCCGUCGACCAUAACCGCCUUAUUCCGGAUCAUCUUUUGGGGGAAAGAGGGUUUGACAGUAGAUAUCAACGAAUGCAAUAACCAAGAGAAGGUCAUGAAAUCUGCACAAUACGUCGUCGACGUCGUCACCGUGCGAUUACCUUCAGCAUCCAAGUGACCGCAGCCGUCGGGCCGUCAUUUGAAGUGAUCAAAAACCGUAACAAAUCAAAGCCGGCGUGGUACACCGCUUGACCGCCAGAACUGUUUUGUUUGGCCUACUGUUUGUGUGUUACAAGGGAUUUCGCACCGUUCAUCAAAAUGUUCUACAAUCAAUUUGCCACGAUUGCAGUCGUUUUUGGGUUAGUCACAUUUACGCUCAGUUUCGAUUACACCGGAGGAGAUGAGCUGUACGAGGACGAUCCGUGCAAGCUGAGUGACGGUUCCGCCGGAAUUUGCACCGUCAGCGGCAAGUGCGCCUGGUUCGUGACAAACGUGAUCCAGAAACGGCUCGUGCCGUACCGCAGCGUGGUCAGAUGCGGCUUCAACCGCAACGACGAAAUCGUCUGCUGCCCACCGACGAGCUUAGGGCCACGAAACUCCCGCAAGGCGACGCAGGCGUGCGAACACUUUCGCGACUCGACCAAGCUGUCCUUUCUGAUCGUCGGAGGUGAGGAAGCCGAAGAGGGACGUUCCGUUUUUGCCCUGGGGUAUGAGUCGUCCGCCGGAGGAGCCGGGCCGGACCAGUACGAAUGGGGCUGCGGAUCGAGUUUGAUUUCGCCGAGGUUCCUGCUGACGGCUUCAUUCGGAUGGGCAUUUUAA